AUGUAUAUUUUCUUGCUCUUCGGCUUCUGCUGCGCACUCGGCCAUCAUCUUUUCUACGCGUCCCUGGAUGGUCGUAUAGCGGACAACCAGCUUGCGAUGCUACGCUAUGGUACCGUCCUCUCGUUCGCGGCCAAGGCAGGUUUUGUUGCAGCAGUCAUCACUGCGUACCGGCAACGGAUAUGGGUGACGGUUCGAAAUAAGCUACUGAGUGUUGGUGCCCUGGACUCAUUGUUUGCCGCCACUGACGAUGUCUCGGCGCUUUGGAAUACCGAGGUUUACCAGAAAGCCAAAAUGGCCAUGGCACUGGCUUCCCUAGCAUGGCUGACGCCAUUGAUGAUCAUCCUUACCAGCAACACGCUCCUGGUAGGACUUGUCGAAAACAUCGAUCAUACAAAAUGUCCAAAUGUGAGAACUUUGAACUUUACCAAGGAUGAGCUCGAAGAUUUCCGCCAUCCGACAAAGAUUGACGGCAUGUUUGGGUUAUCAGUCAAUUAUUGGAAUACUACUGACGACAAUGUGAGCGCUGCGGAUUGGUUCGACUACUAUACUGGGCCGAGCGAUUUCUUCCAAGCAGUGGCUAAUCUGGGUGUAUAUUCGCACCAAGUCAUGGGGGCAAAAAAUGCCUCUUUUGACAUCUGUGGCGCAGGUUGGAAUUGCACCUACACGAUCGAUUUCGUGGCUCCAGGGUAUAAAUGUGAAGAGAUCGCGAACGGUGUUGGAUCCCAGGUACAACAGUUCGGCAACAACGUGACGCCCUUCAACACGAGUGUUUUGGUGCCCGAAGGCAUUUACAGCUACUACGCCUACACAAGCGGUGGCGAGUACGAUCGGGCACAGAUGGAGCGGGUGCAGCCGGGAGGAAUGCCGGUAGAUGAAAACGGCGAGCGCAUCUGGCCGAAUCAGUCGCUUCCGGAACAUCUUGGCGUUUUUCGAACGGAACCAGUUGUGUGGGUAGGGUAUUCUGUCCGGAAGGACCCUGACACAACACCGCCUAAUAGUAGCAUGGCAGGGUGGAACGAAGCAUUUACACCCAAGAUUUUUGCGUGCGAGAACUAUGAGACAGCAUAUACAGUCGAGUUCAAAUAUGAAGGACAAGACCAGUUCACGAAUGUGACAAGACGGGAGUUUCUCUCAAAAGUCAUGGACACGACCUACAUCAAAGGUAAAGAUGCGGUGGAUGGCACAAACGAUAACACGACGGCGGUUCCUGAAAGCAAUUACGUAUAUCCCAACGAUACUAUGCGAUAUCGCCGGGUAUCAACGUUUCAUUCUUUGGGUAUGAUGUUGCGCAACGCCAUCAAUGGCACCAUGGCAUCGGACCCAAUCGGGAACCCAGGUGCAAAUACCAAAGCAUUGCAGACAAAAUUGAUGAACCCCAAGCAGGAGUGGUUUCCAUACCCAAAUGUGCAAGAUCUGGUGCGGGAUCUGUACGAAGACAUUAUUCUUUCUUUGUUUUCGAGCUAUAGAAUGGUAUCGUUGACAUGGGCCGCCAAGCCAUGGGAAACGCCUGGCGAUCUCAAAGGCAACGAGACGACUCUAUGGCCAUGCACGAAAUCAAGAUGGGAGAAUAGGUACAAGUAUAUCGCUCGAGACCUGUGGAUCGUGUACAGCUGUGCGUUCCUCUGCGCUGUGAUUGCCGUCGUGCUCGGAACUGUUGCCGUGUUCGAAAACGAAGGCCGACUCUAUGAUACGAGGUUCUCCAGCAUUGUCGCAGCGACAAGAGGGCCCGCACUGGAAAAGGUCAUGUGGAAAGAGGAUAAAGGCGAUUUGGAUCCCGGAGUCAGAAAAAUGAGGGUUGGGUAUGGGCUGAUUCACAAAACAAACGCGCUUGGCGUGGUGCCCGAGGAAGAGACCACGAGGUACACUGGGCGGGGAAUGAAUGAAGAAGGGGACACGCCUAGGUUUGGAUUUGGGUUGGAAGGCGACGUGAGGCAAAUCAAAAAUGAAGGAAGUCUUUUCAGGGGAAGAACGUUAUCCUAA
Messenger RNA from Truncatella angustata, 1980 nucleotides. RefSeq lists its product as uncharacterized. Lineage: Eukaryota; Fungi; Ascomycota; Sordariomycetes; Amphisphaeriales; Sporocadaceae. The coding region runs from base 1 to 1980 and encodes 659 amino acids. The transcript has a single exon. The record is from RefSeq and is a predicted model, not a curated record.